UCUUGCUAAGCUGAACGCAUUUGGCUCCGCUAGCUACCUUUUUUACUAACUAAUUAGCACCGUCAACCUGACCCUACAGUCAUGUCUAACUGCUUCUAUUUCAUGUGCUUUUCAUGGAAAAAGUAAUUGAGUAAACGUGGAGGGAAUAAUGCAAUAUUUAUACGACAGAUCUUCAGUGAGCGUUGGUGCCAAACAUCUCAGUGGCUCUUCCUGUUUUUAAAAAGAGGACGUUACUGAAUAUUUUCAAUCACUAUCUUCACUUAUUUCUAGCACUUCAAGCAAGGAAGAAGAGGGCGAAAGCAAAGAAGUCGAGCAAGAAACAGCCAGCCCACCCCAGGGGUGCAGCACCCCAGCAGCAGCCCCAGCCAGAGGCCUCUCCCCAGGAACCAGAUGAGCCUGAGGAGAUCUUAGGCUCUGAUGAUGAGGAGCAGGAGGAUCCCAAUGACUACUGCAAGGGUGGCUACCACCAUGUAAAGAUAGGAGACCUGUUCAAUGGGAGGUACCAUGUGAUCAGGAAGCUGGGCUGGGGACACUUCUCCACUGUGUGGCUGGCUUGGGACAUUCAGGUGAAGAGGUUUGUGGCUAUGAAGGUGGUGAAGAGUGCAGAGCAUUACACAGAGACGGCUGUAGAUGAGAUCAAACUGCUCAGAUCUGUGAGAAACACGGACCCUGACGAUCCCAAGAGGGAGAUGGUGGUUCAGCUACUGGAUGACUUCAAGAUCUCCGGCGUCAACGGGACUCAUGUGUGCAUGGUGUUUGAGGUGCUGGGGCACCACCUACUGAAGUGGAUCAUCAAGUCCAACUACCAGGGCCUUCCACUGCCCUGCGUCAAGACCAUCAUACGACAGGUUCUCCAGGGGUUGGACUACCUUCACACCAAGUGUGAGAUCAUCCACACUGACAUCAAGCCAGAGAACAUCCUGUUGACGGUGAAUGAGCCAUAUGUGAGGAGGCUGGCCGCGGAGGCUACAGAGUGGCAGAAAGCAGGGGCUCCCCCUCCCUCAGGGUCCGCAGUCAGCACAGCUCCAGCUCCAAAAGCAACGACCAAAAUGUCCAAGAACAAGAAGAAGAAAUUAAAGAAGAAGCAGAAGCGUCAGGCGGAGCUGUUGGAGAAGUGCAUUCUGGAUCUGGAGGAGAUGGAGAGGGAGGAGGAGGAGGAGGAGGAUGAUGAAGAGGAUCCGGAGUCUCCCGUAUCUCCCAAGCAGCAGCGGCCAUAUUGUGCUCCUCUCAGACAAGUCUCCUUACAGGAAGUAGCUAGCCAAGACACAGCAGGAUGCAUUGCGGGUGCGGAGGGGACGUGGUUAGGAACAGAAGGGAUAAUAACAGACGCAGACGUGAACUGUAACGGCCUUCAUCCUGAGGCAGAGGACAAUGAAACGGAGGAGAGGAAGGCACAGUGGAGAGAGCAAGACCAACACAACGGUAACGUAGACCAAACAGGGGAUUGUCCUCUUCUUCAGGAGUCUCCACCACCUCAACCCGUGUAUAACGGCCUGGUGUCCCCGGAUACCCCAGAGAGUGAGGAGGGGAGUGGAGCACCGACCAGGAAGGAGGCUGAAAUAAAGACUAAAGCAUCCGAGACUGAGACGAAAAGCUUUGGUGGCCGGGAGGAGCUAUCGUCAGAGGAGCAGAAGAAUCAGGAAAGGAGUCAAGUGGAGGCCACAGAGGAGGCGCUGGAGAACGUCCAGUAUGGAGGAGAACAGGAGAGUCUGAAGGAUGCCAAAUUAGCAGCGGGGAACCUCCUGGUGAACCCUCUGGAGCCACUCAACGCAGACAGACUGAAAGUUAAGAUAGCAGACCUGGGCAACGCCUGCUGGCUGCACAAGCACUUUACGGAAGACAUCCAGACGAGACAGUACCGUUCUCUAGAGGUGCUCAUAGGGUCUGGCUACAACACACCAGCUGACAUAUGGAGUACAGCCUGCAUGGCGUUUGAGCUGGCCACUGGGGACUACUUGUUUGAGCCUCAUUCCGGGGAAGAUUACUCCAGGGACGAAGACCAUAUCGCAUUGAUCAUCGAGCUGCUGGGGCAAGUCCCACACAAACUCGUAACAGCUGGGAGAUAUUCCAAGGAUUUUUUCACCAAGAAAGGGGACCUGAAGCACAUCACCAAGCUGAAGCCGUGGGGGUUACUAGAGGUGCUGCAGGAUAAGUACGAGUGGUCCAAAGAGGAGGCUGAUUGUUUCGCUGACUUCCUCCUCCCCAUGCUGGAGCUGGUACCAGAGAAGAGGGCCACGGCUGCAGACUGCCUGCGCCACCCCUGGAUCGCCCCCCAGUGACGGCCCCCCAGUACUGCAAUGCAAAACACCUAGGGCCUGUUCAGUCGGCAAACGUUUUUGAAUGUUGCAGCUAAUUCGAAUGACUGGAGCUGACUUAACUCAUUUUUCUACUUGUCAUUGAGGCAUGUUUGUUCUCCGUUAAGGAGUUCUAUCUGAACGUUCCAUAACGUUUUGCCCUGCUGAAUGCGGCCCGGCCUGGUUUGCCCCUGAUGAAACCUUCCAACCACUGUAAUGUAAAACCCUGGGGCUAUGUUCAGGAGUAUGUAACCUCCAGUAAGCCCAACUCCGGUCCUCCAGUAAGCCCAACUCCGGUCCUCCAGUAAGCCCAACUCCGGUCCUCCAGUAAGCCCAACUCCGGUCCUCCAGUAAGCCCUACAGCAGCCUUUUGUUGUAGACCUGGACAAACACACCUGAUACAGCUCAUUGAGGACCUGAUGAAUAGUUGAAUCAGGUGUGCUUAUCUGAGAAUGUGUACUGUUGUGGAGUUAGGAAAUACUGUGGGAAAUGACUCCAAAUGUGAAAGUAUCGUUUCACAUCCCUGAAUUACAUCCCUAGAUGUAUACUCUCUAGUGGAGGCAUCUGGCCACUGGGAUGCAAAUUAAACCUCUUACAAGAGACUUGUUGCAACAGAUCACUUUCCAAUUGGAUCAUCUGAGAUGGCUAUUUAUUUGGGGUUUGUAUUCUUACAUUUUGUUCUUAUUGUCAUCAUCAAGGACUCUUUGUCUUUUAAAAAAAAUAUUUGUUUCUUCUUUUUUCUUUUUGUACUGAUGUUUAAGAAGCUAGUAGACAACACUGACCAUAUAAACCAAUCAUUUUGAUGGUCCACAAUUCUGUGCUCUGUACACUUCUCACCCAUGUACACUAUAAAUACAAAGUAUGUGGACACCCCUUCAAAAUUAGUGGAUUUGGCUAUUUCAGCCACACCUGAUGCUGACCGGUGUAUAAAAUCGAGCAUGCAGCCAUGCAAUCUCCAUAGACAAACAUUGGCAGUAGAUUGAAUGGCCUUACUGAAGAGCUCAGUGACUUUCAACGUGGCACCGUCAUAGGAUGCCAUCUUUCCAAAAAGUCAUUUUGUCAAAUUUCUGCCCUGCUAGAGGUGCCACGGUCAGCUGUAAAUGCUGUUGUUGUGGAAACGUCUUGGAGCAACAACGGCUCAGCCGCGAAAUGGUAGGCCAGACAAACUCACAGAACGGGACCACAGAGUGCUUGAAGCACAUUUAAAAUCAUCUCCUUGGUUGCAACACUCACUACCGAGUUCCAAACUACCUCUGGAAGCAACGUCAACUCCAUAUUAAUGGUUUUGGAAUGAGAUGUUCGUUGAGUGGGUGUCCACAUACUUUUGGUUAUGUAGUGUAAGGUAACUUGUGAUUCCCACCACCAUCUUGCUUUGUUCUACCCCAGCACAAGACCUGGAGCAGAACACGAUCAAGGAACCGUAGUCACUAGUGCCCUCCACCACUUUUCUCUGUCAUAUAACUUGAUACCACUUGGUUUUUCCUCUGAUAAAGUCUAAGAGUACGAAUGUGUUACACCUUCACCCAUAAGGCAUUUUGUUUUGUAUUAGGAAGUUGCACAUAGGGCAAACGAACAUGAACAAACGGGUAGGUUGCACUCCACUCUCUCUCUUUUCUGACUGAAUAAUUUCUAGUUCUCCACAGGAAAUUCAUUUAGAGGACUGUCUAGCUGUUUAGAUCAGUAAAAUCCAUACCACCUUUUUUGUACAGAAUCUGUUAUUGUUCUACCUUGUCAUUGAUUCAUUCUCAUUGGAUAAGAGACUGGUUUUCUCAUGUUUUGUGGGUUUCAUUAAGUAAUAUUAUGUUCAUAAGAGCCCCCCCCCAUCCAAAAUGAGACAUUUUCAAAAAAAUAAAAUUGUCUGUGUAUAUACCUGUA
Messenger RNA from Oncorhynchus kisutch (coho salmon), 4169 nucleotides. RefSeq names its product SRSF protein kinase 1. Bases 585 to 2279 code for a protein of 564 amino acids. Gene Ontology annotation, biological process: regulation of mRNA processing; intracellular signal transduction; peptidyl-serine phosphorylation. The record is from RefSeq and is a predicted model, not a curated record. The transcript has 15 exons. Gene Ontology annotation, cellular component: nucleus; cytoplasm. NCBI's taxonomy places the organism in Eukaryota, Metazoa, Chordata, Actinopteri, Salmoniformes, Salmonidae. Gene Ontology annotation, molecular function: protein serine/threonine kinase activity; ATP binding.